AUGAUGCAGUCUAAUACGAAAUCUGCCUGCUUGGCAUUGCUCUUCUUGGGUCUCAUGACUUUUGCCGAUUCCGCGACUGACAGCCUCCUACCAGCUCUUGCCGAUGACGUUCACACUCAACCCGGGCGCUGGAACUUAGGGACUGCGGCUCUCAUUCUCAGAGGCGUGUCCGAUCUUAUAGGCCAAUCUGUGAUUGGCUAUCUUCUCACUACCCAGCCUAAGCAUUAUGCAAUGAAUAUAAACACCACAAGUAUUCUUGCCGCCACUACUUUCACACUGUUGAGCUUAUUUUACGACCAUCAAUGGCCUGUCUUAGUUGCCAUAGGAGGUCCUCUAGUAAGAUCUUUCGGUCCAUUUGUUACCUCUAUCCUCGUUGAUUACAGUCACUUCUUGCCUGGGGUCCUGUCCGCAAUCUGUUCCCUCAUCUGCUUUGGGAUCGUUGAUUCAUUGAAACGUCCGCUAUACGAGAGCAAUAGUUCUAGCCAUGAUGAGUUCACUUCCUUGUUGCCCAACCACCAAAACGACGCUGAGCUUAAGAGCCUCAGCAUACCGGUUACAGGGUAUUUGGCUAGAUGCUUUGGCAAGAAGUCUUUGAUCAGAGGCUCGAGUCUAAUAUUUCUGCCGCAAGUCUUUUUUCUCAUGGCUAUUUGUAAAUCAACCCGGCCACUUUUCAAAACCUACAUUCAGCACAGAGACGAUGUUAGUCCCACAGAGGCCGAGGGUUUAUGGCUUCUACGUAGUGUUAUGAGCUUUGUGGUUUUUGGCAUCGUCCUACCAGCCAUUGUUUUGGGCACUGCACCAAAGAUGUCAUCCCCUAACAGCAUCAACCUUCAUGUCACCAGAAUCAGCGUUGUAUUCAUUUCGACCGGUGCCUUCAUGAUAGGUCUUUCCGGUUCUCUACAUUCCAUCACCACAGCAACGGAUCUCAGCCUACUUGCCUUUGCAUCGUGUUACUUUAACAGCACAGAGGCAGGAACUGUCAUGAUGACCUUGGCAUCGAUCGAGAGCCUGGGAACAUUGCUCGGAAUCGGGGUGCUAUACCCAAUCUAUCAAUGGAGUAUGAACGAAGACCUACCGUUCCUCGCUGGAGGUGUUCCUUACUACAUAUGCGGGUCUCUAUACGCAGCCACUGCAGGCGUUAUGUGGUCUUUGAAAACCAGAAGACAAGCUACUGAGUCAUGAGCUGUGGUAUGUUGGAACAUCCCUGCAAUACCUAUACUAAUAGACGUUUCAUUGCUGUAGGGGAUCAAAUGAGUCUCACAAGCAUUAGCAAAGCAUUUCAAGUCUCAUCUCAGUAUCAUGGCGAAGCUGUUGACCAUCACCAUGCUGAGACCAUGGCGGGUCUUCGGUGCCGCAUUAUCUAGAAAGCCCCUAACUUGGGGUCAGGAUACAUGAGAAGCUGAGUUGGGCAUUUGGGCGGCCAACCAAAAAUGGCAGUUUGAUGGGGUACAAAAUUUGUAAAAAAUACAGGAAUGCAGGUCGAGGUAUUUGGAGUCUCCUUUUCUCCCCGUGAAGUUACAGAAGCCGGUGCGAGUCCUCCUCG
Molecule: messenger RNA, 1543 nt
Organism: Fusarium redolens
Lineage: Eukaryota; Fungi; Ascomycota; Sordariomycetes; Hypocreales; Nectriaceae
Exons: 7
Coding region: 1-1182 (393 amino acids)
Source: RefSeq, a predicted model, not a curated record